Messenger RNA from Oryzias latipes (Japanese medaka), 2356 nucleotides. Lineage: Eukaryota; Metazoa; Chordata; Actinopteri; Beloniformes; Adrianichthyidae. The record is from RefSeq and is a predicted model, not a curated record.
UCGAAAGCUAUCUUUGAUCUGAGAAAGAAAGAGCUCCAAAGCAUCUUUAUCUCAAUCCAAACUCCAGCUCAUGAUUCUCACUUUCACAUCAUGAAUGUUGUGAUCCUGUGGGCAUGCUCUCCUCCAGUGCCUGAGCACACAUGCACCUCGUCCAGGUCACACACCUGCUCUUCAUCUGCUCCUCAUCAGCCACUCUGCACUCCAGCCGACGCCAGACUAUUGUUCACCUCUGAUCCUGCCUGCCCGCCCGUCAGCCCUCCUGCCUGCCUUGCUGUCUGCCUGCCUGCAAAACUGCCAGCCCGCCAUCCUCACUCUGUUCAAAAUAAAAUUUGUUACCCGGAAAGCCGUGUCCGCAUUUGGAUCCCACCUUCCACCCACCCGCCAUAACAUAGAAUAAAUCAAGUACUUUUUGAAUUGUAAAUUACUUUUCAUUUAGUAGACCCCAUUUUAUAAACUUCAGGCUGCUGACUUUUUAAAUGAACACAAAGUGCAACUAGCAAAGUGCAACUAGCAAAAUGAAUAAUAAAUAUGGGGGCAAGUGCACAUAAGUCUGCACUGAAUAGUUAUUUCACAACUUCUCUCAUCACUGUUUUCCUUUUACAGAAGUUGGUCAUCACAUCUCAAGGGGUUUUUAUGUAACACAACAGGCACAAGGACCCGGAGUCCCACCUACUGCACUUAAAACUGUUUGCAAGGACAUUUGCUUAAACAGGAGCUGAGAUGCUCAUUCUUGCCAGCAUUUAAUGAAAAUGGCAACACAUUGGCCUUUAAUUGGUGCUCUGUUCUUUUCCCUUUGUGUUUUUGUGCACUCUUCUGCACUUUUUUAUCCCAAACCAGCAAUAGAUGCAAAACCAGGGAGAUGCCCUAAACAUCUCUAUGGUUUCCCAUCCCGUUUCCACUGCAACUGUGACGAUGACUGCGUUGAUGACCACAAAUGCUGUGAAUAUAGCUGUGGAAUGGUGUGUGUGCCUCCGGCUAUCGUAAGGCUCGAGUGCCCUAACACUCAUGGGUCCGUAGGCGCGUGUGUUGAAGAGUGCACUUGUGACAACGACUGUGGCAGUGGUAAAAAAUGUUGUUCAAAUGGAUGUGGGCAUGUUUGUACAACACCAAUAACAGUCAAGCCUGGUUUCUGUAUGCCCAGCAUAAACUGUCUGGGUGCUCCGUCCUGUGCCGAGGAUGGUAACUGUGAAGGGGAUAAAAAGUGCUGCCAUUCUCUGGGUUGUGGCAUGGUCUGCAAGGAACCCUACUUCAAGCCUGGUUUCUGUAUGCCCAGCAUAAACUGUCUGGGUGCUCCGUCCUGCGCCGAGGAUGGUAACUGUGAAGGGGAUAAAAAGUGCUGCCAUUCUCUGGGUUGUGGCAUGGUCUGCAAGGUACCCUACUACCCAGAAAACAGCAAAACGAAAAUGGAACAUCACUUGUCUGUAAUAAGGACUCUCCUGCUGGUCAUUGCUGCCUUUGUGCUACCGUGCCUAACUUUUCCUCCAAAACCUGGUCACUGUCCAUCAUACUUUGUUGGUCCAGAGUCUGAAGGAAGCUGCAAGUGGGACAGAGACUGUCCUAACGACUACAAAUGCUGUGUGUUUAGGAACAAAGCAACCUGCGUCCCACCAAUUGUUGUUGAACAAGUGUGUCCUGACACAACUGGGAUGAUUGGGAUAUGUGUGGAAUUGUGCGGUCUUCAUGGUUACUGUCCAAACGGUGAACUAUGCUGCUCCAAUGGAUGUGGACAUGUGUGCACAACCCCAAUAACAGUGAAGCCAGGUGACUGUCCUGAUCCAAGAUUCACACGCCAGUGUGGCACAAGGUGCAGGCACGAUGGCAACUGUCCAGGAGAAAUGAAGUGCUGUCAGACGAGCUGUGGUCAAGUCUGCAGACGUCCUUUCUGUCACUGUCCGUCAAACUUUGAUGGCCCUUUACCUGACAGGACCUGUAUGUGGGACAUUGGGUGUCUUGAUGGCUACAAAUGCUGUGUGUUCAAUAACAGACCAGUAUGUGUUCCUUCAAUCCCUGUUGAAAAAAAGUGUCCUUUGAUAAAUGAAUAUGGGAUAUGUGUGGAAUUGUGCAGUUCUGAUUCUGACUGUUCAAACGGUGAAGUAUGCUGCUCCAAUGGGUGCGGACAUGUGUGCAAAAUUCCAAUAAUAGUAAAGCCAGGUCAGUGUCCUGAUCCCAGAUUCACACAUCAGUGUGGCACCAGGUGCUUCCAGGACGGCCAGUGUUCAGGAGAAAUGAAGUGCUGUCCAACGUCCUGUGGUCAAGCCUGCAGACACCCGAUCUGAUCCCACACUCAGCAACACAUUCAGAUCACAUGGGCUGUCUGUUUCAAAGAGAAACAAAUAAAAAAAAAUCUCAAUGUCAA